AGCCAUUUUGGCUCAGGCGGCUUGACCUCGGCAGGGAGCCAGGACCACUCCUGCCGGAAAACGAUGCUGCAAACCGAGGCCGCAGGCGCCAGGGCAGUUGCUGCCGUUGCCGCUCGCCCGGGCGGAACAACUCAGCGGGCACAAUGGUCUGAGCGGGGCACUGCCCAGUCGCUGCGGCUGUUGGCAUCAGACCGCGGCAGCGCCACGCGGCGAGCGCUGCCUCCGGCGGUGUACAGCGAGGUGGUGGCCCCGUUCCUCCGGUUCGACGCCGCCGUGCCCGAUCAGCUCUAUGCCGUCGGCGGCCGGAACGAGAGCCAGGGGCCGCUGGAUACGGUGGAGAUGUUCGAGACGUGGCACGGGAGGUGGGAGGAAUGCCCGCGCAUGUCCACCAGGAGGUGCGGUUGCGCUGCUGCGGUGCUGCCCGACGGGCGCCUGAUGGUGUCAGGCGGAUACGACGAGAGGGGGAGCGUCUUGGGGGUCCUGGCCAGCAGCGAGGUGUUCGACCCCGUCAGGCAAGCGUGGGCCCCUGCUGGCGGCCAGCUGCAGCGGCCGCGCUUCGGCCACGGCAGCGCGGUGCUGAGCGGGAAGGUCUACGCCGUCGGGGGCUGCGCCCUGCGGAGCCGCAGCGGCGCGCCGCCGGGCGACGACGUCAGGGAGACGCUCCGCGACUGCGAGGUAUAUGAUCUCGGGGAGCAGGCCUGGUCUUCCAUCCCCAGUCUCUGCGUCGCUCGCGGCGGCGCCCGCCUGGUCGUGCUGGAUGCCCACCGCCUUGCAGCGGUCGGCGGCUGCGACGACGUGUUCGGCCGGCCUGAGAUGUUGGCCAGCGUGGAGGUGUACGACACGGGGUCGGGCACCUGGACGGUGCUGCAGGAGCAGCUGUCGGUGCCCAGGACGACGUCCGCGGCAGCGGCCCUGGACGAGCACCGCAUCAUCAUCAUGGGCGGGGCCCCCUCUCUGUCUUCCGUGGAGAUCUUCGACGUUGCUGGCGCCGGGAAGUGUGGCGAGGCAGCAGCCCAGCCCUCUUCGUCCAGCGGCGGAGGGGACAAGGAGUUGGCCGACAUGACAGAGGGCCGCAUGGGAUGCAUGGCGGUGCUCAUGAGGCUGCCCGAGGCGGGGAACGAUUAUCCCCUCUGCACGAGGCCCAGCGUGGUCGUCGUGGGUGGCGAGAACGGCGACGACUGCGACGACGAUCAGGAAACGGCAUGUCAGUUCAACAGCGUCCUCGUCUACGACGUGGAGGACAACGUCUGGAGGUCCGAGCGGCCCUUCCCGCCGAUGCCAACGCCACGCACGGCGAUGGCGCUGUGCGUGGCGCCUGGGCUGGUGCGCGGGUUCGUGAGCUGAGGCAAGUGGAAUGAGACUCCGAUUUGAGGUUACAGGCUUCAGUGCACGCGGCGGGCGCGCAGAUUUCGGAGCCUUGAGGCUCCUGUUGUCGUUGCUCUGUAUCUCCCCCCCUGCCUGUCCUUCUUUCCCGCUUCGCCCCCCUUCUCGUGAUUAUUGUCCCCGUUCUCCCUCGCUCUCUCUCUCUCUCUCUCUCUCUCUCUCCCUCUCCAUCGUUUCUUCUCUGGCGAGCUACCUGGUGUGGUCUGACACUGCCCUUGGAGCAGCAGCUCGCUGCCCGCAGGCUUCAUCGCACUCGGAUGUGCGUCCGUGGCAGCGUUGCCCUCCCCCGCCCCGGGUCCUCCCCUUCGUGGGCUUACCCUGCCGCUCCAGUGCCGCUCUGCGUGCGCAGGCCGCAGGCGUUCUGCCUGCCAGCUCUCCUGCGCCGCAGUGCGGACGCGCGCGCGCGCGAACACAUACAGAACGCCAUCCCCCCCCCCAGAGAAUUCGUCCUGCGGCCGAGCGGACCACGCUGAGCUCAGCGGCGCUGUCCGCUGCCACGCCGCCUUCGCGGCGGACAGCCGGGCGCCUGCCCGAAGCGGCCUCGAUGUCUCCGCUGUCUCCGAUGAGCCGGCUGAGCCCGACGCGGGGAGCUGGCAAGGUCCUCGCAGCUUUAGCCCUGUGAGGCGCCGAGUCAGUGGCAGCUCGGUCGUCUCGAAUUUCCCGAGGCAGGGAGCAUUCAGAUGUCCUUCUAAACGGAAUGGCCGUCCUCGGCCCGUCGUCCCCAUCUCAGCCACCAGUGUCCACUGUACAGCGCACGGUGCCGUGCGGCCUCCACCUCUGAUUCUGCCAGCGACGCAGGCAGGCGUCACGUGUGCCGGGGGAUGCCGGCAUCCUUCAGUGGUAGUGCAUGCAGCACCUUGCCUGAUCUCUGGCUCGCAGCCCGCCCUCUGAGUCAGAGGCCGUGCAUUCGAGGCCGCCUCGACAGGGCGCUCGAAUACCCCCCCCCAGACGGGACGCUGGUAUUGUCGUCAUGGGCAUCGCUGAUUAUUUAUCUGGCGAUACACUCCCCAUAUUUCAGCGUCGAACGGACCGCUCACCACUCCAGAAGUCCGGGAAGCGCUCGCCUGUACAGAAUUCGCAUCAGAUGCAUUGCCAUGCAUAAUUUCCCUCCUCUCUUUCCCGCAGAGAGAUAGGGAGAGAGAGAGGAACAAACAAACAAAGAGACACUGAAAGAAAGACAACGCGCA
Prorocentrum cordatum is the source of this 2570-nucleotide messenger RNA. NCBI's taxonomy places the organism in Eukaryota, Dinophyceae, Prorocentrales, Prorocentraceae. The record is from the annotation of a GenBank genome assembly.